This is a messenger RNA of Brenthis ino (lesser marbled fritillary), 327 nucleotides long. The record is from the annotation of a GenBank genome assembly. Lineage: Eukaryota; Metazoa; Arthropoda; Insecta; Lepidoptera; Nymphalidae.
AUGUCAACAAACUCGUCUUUUGAAAAGUUGGAAUCGACUUCAGCGAUAGAUCGACAAUUUUGGGAAUAUUUCGAGAUGGCAGAUGAAAGGAAUAUAACUUGGGAGGAAGUGGCAGGUAGACAGCAGGGUGCAGUUUUAGGUGCAUACGGUGUUUUAAUGGCUGUGGGUGCGAUUGGCAAUGUCGCUGUGUUGGUAGCUCUGGCUGGUUCGAGACGAAGGAGGUCUAGAGUUGACCUCCUUAUGACCCAUCUUGCUGUGGCUGAUGUUUGUGUCACUUGCGGCGUCAUCCCUUUAGAGGUAAGUUGCGUUAAAAUAGCGGAUGUGGAA